GUGAAACAGUCACAGCAUAGGCCUGAGCGGGACACACACACUGCGGCCGCCGUAGCUCCACAGCAGCGCACUGAGAGGCGUUAGCAGCGGAACUACAGCCGGGGAGCUAACCGGAGCUAAUGCGCCGCGGAGACUCGCACAGCGCCGCACAGCCGCAGCCGAAUGUCUCACCUCCGUCCGGGACACUCACCUGCUCCUCAGCACCAUGAUCCCGCUGCUCUGAGCUCUCCCCGCGGAAAGACCGACGAGCCCUCGCCCGCGUUUCUGCCUGUCCGAGCGCCGAAAUAAGGUGUGAAUGACCGACGUGGUGCCCCUCACUGCGCUCAGCGAAAUCAAGCUCCGUCUUCUGUGCCAAGAUGACAUAGACAGCGUUAAAGUGCUCUGUGGAGAUUGGUUCCCCAUUGAGUAUCCUGACUCAUGGUACCAUGACAUCACGUCAAACAAGAAGUUCUUCUCCCUGGCUGCUACCUUCAAAGGGGGCAUCGUGGGGAUGAUUGUGGCUGAAAUAAAGGGAAGAACAAAAGUACACAAAGAGGAUGGGGACAUUUUGGCCUCCAGCUUUCCUGUUGACACUCAGGUUGCAUACAUCUUGAGCUUAGGAGUGGUAAAGGAGUUCAGAAAACAUGGAAUAGGUUCUCUGUUGCUGGACAGUCUAAAGGACCACAUCUCCACCACGGCCCAGGACCACUGCAAGGCCAUCUAUCUUCAUGUACUCACCACCAACCUCACAGCCAUCCAUUUCUAUGAGAACAGAGACUUUAAGCAGCAUCAUUAUUUGCCCUAUUAUUACUCGAUCCGAGGAGUGCUCAAGGAUGGAUUUACAUACGUCCUUUACAUCAACGGCGGACAUCCUCCUUGGACAAUCUUUGAUUAUAUUCAUCAUAUAGGGUCAGCCUUGGCCAGCCUAAGCCCGUGCUCCAUUCCACAGCGGAUCUACCGCCAAGCACAGAGUCUUCUGCGCAGCUUUCUGCCCUGGUCAGGCAUUUCAUCCAAGAGCGGCAUUGAGUACAGCAGGACCAUGUGAGAGCUGUCCGUCACCAGCCCUGCAGGUGAAGAGAAUUUCAGUCUUACCAGUCCAAAACCUUAACCCCAGUGGUGGUGAAUUUUACACAAAGCCCUGUCUCGGUUGCCUGCAUUCCUCCCCACCCCAGCCCGUGUAUUAUAUCUGUAAAUAAUAUAUGCUCUGAUUAAUAUAUGCAUUGUCUUUAGUAGACUACCCUCUUGAUAUGAACCUUCCAGUCCACUUCACGCCUGUAAUUCCGCUGCUAUGUAGAAAACGUUCUAUGGCUCUCCCAUAUUUUUAAUAUAAAUAGAUUUUUAUGUGUGCCUAUUCUUUGUAAGGGGACUGAAGAAGGUAAGGUAGCAGUACUUCCAGGUAGGUUCAUUAGUAACGGAGUCACCUGAGUGCGUGUGUCAUGCAGUGGGUUCUUUUACGGUGUUCUUUUACGGCACCCUGACACAAAGCACUUCUUUCUUUUUCUUUUUUAUUUUUAUGCAGAGUUUUAAAUAAUGGGUUUUAAGAAGGAUAUGUGGAAAGGCAGCGAAUGUAGUCGAGAGGAGUCCGCAGUCCAUCCUAUUCAUAAACACCAUGCAGUGUAUCUUGAUUUUAUAUUGGAACGUUGAAUGUAAUCAUUAGGGUAGAUGGGAUGUAAUUGCUAAGUGUAAGGUGGUGAAUCAGGGAGUAAACGCAUUGUGAGGAAAUGCAUGCAGCUUUGCGAUCGAUUUCUUUAACACUGGGUAAGUGAUAUUUAGUAAGUGAUCUCGCUGGACUCGUCCACUAACGCUGUUAGGUUGAAUAGGAAUGUGCUCAGAAAGUUAGGGAGGAUGUUGUCGCUGUCCAGAGAAAAAGAAGCAUCUCUAAAUCAGCUUAACUUUAGAGGAGAGAGAAAAACCUUCUAAUCUUUCAAUGGAAGUCAAUGUUAAAGAGUUUAUUUCAUGUAAUUUUGAAGUAUUUCUGUUAAUUUCGGCACAGUGUAAGGGACAGUUUGUCUGUUGAAAUUAUGUAGUAAACUAAAAAUCAGCAAAAAUUGUGAUGCUUGUUUUUCAUUGGACAGCGACGAUAUAGUUAAAAUCAGAAUAUUUUUUUAAAUUGGCUAGACAUUAACGGCUCUGGCCAACAUUGUUUGGAUGCUAACUACUUUGACUGGAUGUUAACUUCUCUGGCUGACAAUUGCUAGAUGGGACUACUCUGGCUAAUGUUAGCAGAAGCGUAACUGCUCUGGCUAAUGUAGGCUGGAUGUUUAAUGCUCUGGGUGACCUUGAUUGGAUGUAAAUUGCUCUGAACAUCUGCCCGACAUUGGCUAGACCAUAACUGCUCUGGAGGACAUUGGAGGUCUUUGGACAACAUUGGUUAGACAGUAACAGCUUUGGCUGAUGUUUACUUGAUGUUAUCUGCUUUAGGGUGGAGUUCCCAAAUGGUUCUUAACACUGAGAUGAUUCUUAGAUGGUUGAGCUCUCUCCAUGUUACAAAGUUUUUAAUGCUGAGUUUUUGGGAAAUGGUGCCCUGGUCAGAUGGAACUGCUCUGGCCAGUAUUGGCUGGAUGGUAACUACUCUGGCCAAUGUUGACCUGAUGUUAACUGCUCUGGAUGACAUUGGUUAGACAAUAACUGCUCUGGCAGAUGUGGGCUGUAUGCUAAGUGCUCUAGCUGAUGUUGACCUAAUGUUUACUGCUCUGGAUGACAUUGGUUAGACGAUUAUUGCUCUGGCAGAUGUUGGCUGGAUGGUAACUGCUCUGGCCAAUGUUGACCUCAUGUUAACUGCUCUGGAUGACGUUGGUUAGACAAUUACUGCUCUGGCAGAUGUUGGCUGGAUGGUAACUGCUCCAGCCGAUGUUGACCUGAUGUUAACUGCUGUGCAUGACAUUGGUUAGACAGUAACUGCUCUACCAGAUGUUAGCUUUUUUUUUUUUUUUUUUUGGAACAUUACUGGUCGAUAUUGGAUAAAUCAUAACUGCCCUGGCCCGUGUUGACUGGAUGUUGAGUGCUCUGGCUGACAUUGAUUAGACUUUUAGCACCCCCUCAUACAUUUGUUAACAUGCUCAUUGACACAGAACCAUCCUUGAAACUAAAAGCAGCAUGUGGUCUGAGGCGGUAGAGUAAUAUUACAGGAUUUUUCAAUAAUAAGACUUGGUUUAAGCAGCGUUAUGCAGUUCUGAAGAGAGAUCUCAUACAGCUCCACCAAAGUUACAUAGUGCAGUAGCAGCGUUUUGACCCAUAGUGGCAACGACAGAGACAAAAUUUCUCUCUAUUACAGACAGUUUACCAUCUGUAUGAUUUGUAAGCUGCUAUUUUAAGGUCAAAUAUUGAAUUGCUAAUUAACAUUGCUUUAAACACUUACAAUACUGUGCAAAAAAAAUCAGACCACCCUUUGUUAUAUUCAGCAUUGGGAGAAAAGGCAGAAAAUGCGUAUAAGAGAAAAUGUCACUGAAGCCUGAGCAACUAAAUCUUAUAUCAUCUGUUUAAAUGUUUAGAGCAUCCACCCUUUACUUUUGUUACAGCUGUUCAGUUAAUAUAUUAUUAUACUAACUCUCAUUAAAUUAUUCUGUAACUAAUUAAUUAACACUUGCGCAAAAGUUUUGGCACCCCCGGUCUAAUAACAUUUAUUCCUCAUUUUAAAAAAGUUAAAUAAGCCUAGAUGCUGCACAUAUGAAGAUUUAAAAUUUUGCAUUUAAUAUUUUGCAGUAACAUUUGCAGAGGUGCCAAGAGUUUUGCACGACUACACAAACUCACACAUGCACGCAUUUCUAUAUGUAUAGUGUCCCUACUGACCCCUGAUUGCAUCCUUAGUCCCCAUUUCUCCUCAUUUUAAAAAGGGAAUGAAUGCCACUGAUGUUCUGAGCCAACAUGACUGUACACAAAGUUCUGAUCUUUCCACCGCCCAGUGUAUGUGUGUGUGAAGUGUGUUACUCUAUAAAGACACAAAUGCAUUGUUCCUAUGCUCCUUGCAACCACUAAAUAAUUUUCUGUUUUCUGUGUGCAUUUUACAAUUGCUGUAAUGUUUCUCUGAUUCUCUGAAUACUUUCAUUCUUGAAGUGGAAUUCCACCAUAUUUUAAACAAAUUUCUUACUAAUUUAGUGUUUGAGAUGUAAGCAUAGUCUUUCAGAGUGGUUUGGAGUAAAUGGAUUAUAGUAAAAAUGUUUUACAUUGGUGGUAAAUGGAGCCAGAUGUUGCAAGGUCUGUAAAUUAACCUGCAUGGAUCGUUUUAUAUAGUUUUGUUUAUGGUGAUAGUGACACAAAUGUGAUUUAUUUUUCCUUACUGUGACACAUCUGAUUUAGUUUUUAGGUCUGAAUGGGCAACUGGAAUCAAGUGUUUCUAAAUUGGAUUUAAAUCAUGUUAAUAUGUGCACCAAGAUUGUCUGUGUGUCUGAUUUGUGGGAGUGCAACAAUAAUGUGAAUGGUCAGAUGGGAUUAGUUUUUUCUUUGUUGUGCCAAAUCUGACUCCACUUGGCUUUCAGUCGUAUUCACACAACUGAAUAUAAUCUACAACGAACAGGGCAAAGCACCUAAUGGGAGUCUAAUUCUGGUAGGGAGUUGGAAUUUGGCAUCAUCAAAUUGUCCCUCUGGGACAUGUAUCAUAGGAAAUAUUUUGCAAAUAUAUGGAAAUGUGGAAUAUGAUCUGAGCAAAAAUCUUAAUUAAGGAUGUAAUGUGAACAUGGCACAAGUGGCCUUUUUAUCUGUUUAUAAUGUGAAUAUAAUGUAAAGCAGUACAGACAGAAAGACAUAUGUAAUCCAAUCUGACUAUUGACAUUUUUGUUGCAUAGCGACAAAUCUGAUACAUAUCCAAUCUAUGACCCCAAAUGAAAGUAACCCAAAUAUGAUUUUUAGAUGAUCUGGUUUGAGUCCAAACAGUCCUGAAAAUAUCAGAUCUAUGCCGCUUUAACUUGGUAAUGUGAACAGAGCUGAAAAUUGGGGGGAAAUUAGAUUAUAAUUAAAAAUCUGAAAACAAAUCUUUUUUGCUACAUUAAUACAGUAAGGAAAAGUGUCCAAAACCUGAUUUUCUUACCAAAUUUAAUGUUUAUUUUAUGUUGUUCACACAUGCACAUCUUUUUAAAUUCACCCAUAAUCCCUUCAGACAUUGGAUUCCUUUUACCACCAUGCAGCAAGUUACUCUUCCAACCAAACCCAAACCCUCUGAAUGAUUAUCCAUUCAUUUAUGCGGAAAUGCUGAUAUUUUGCUGGAAUUCCUCUUUUAUGUCUUCAUUGCCUUUGAGGUUAUUCUUAAAAAGUGAUCACGACAUUGUAUUGUUGUAUUGUUGUGAAGAAUGAUGCUUUUCUUUUCCUCAUAUAAGCUGUAAAUGAGACCCAAUAUACAGAAUUAAGCCUUGAUCUAGUUUUGGUUUAGAUUCUGAUUUGCAUUGAUAAUAAUGUAAUAGUAUCUUUUUUGCAUUAUCUACAUCAUUAGUGUAGAACUAGGUUUAAUCUGAUUCAUAUAGAUUUAAAUGCAGUCUCACCUCUAUUCAUUGAUUGUGAAGACUUGUGCAAUAGUGCCCUCAACUGGCAAAAAAAAUAUGUAAAACUUACAUAUUUUUUUUCUAUUAUUAUUAAACUCACUCGAGUUUCAGCUUUACAUUGUCUUUUCUGUGUUUACCACCUGUUACAGCAGUGGGAGAAUUUCACAGUGUUAGCCAGAGUGUGGACCUAAGAACUGCUCCUAUUGGACAGGUCUGAUCUUAUGGGGUUUUCUGGCUAACUCUCUGGGUUUUCUGAUCUCUCCCUCCUUCAGCUCAUCCAUUUGUUUGCAUCUUGUGCUCCAUCCGUCCAGCAGUCACACACUGAUUAUUACACACAUUGUUUUGAGAUGACUUCUUGAUGAGAACGAAAAGAGGAAAUAAAGCUAUUAAAGAAG
Messenger RNA from Astyanax mexicanus (Mexican tetra), 5845 nucleotides. It is a transcript of the gene naa60, whose product is annotated as N-acetyltransferase 15 (GCN5-related, putative). The record is from RefSeq and is a predicted model, not a curated record. NCBI's taxonomy places the organism in Eukaryota, Metazoa, Chordata, Actinopteri, Characiformes, Acestrorhamphidae. Bases 296 to 1024 code for a protein of 242 amino acids. Gene Ontology annotation, biological process: N-terminal peptidyl-methionine acetylation. Gene Ontology annotation, cellular component: Golgi membrane. The transcript has 7 exons. Gene Ontology annotation, molecular function: histone acetyltransferase activity; protein-N-terminal amino-acid acetyltransferase activity.